Danio aesculapii is the source of this 1235-nucleotide messenger RNA. It is a transcript of the gene draxinb, whose product is annotated as dorsal inhibitory axon guidance protein b. The transcript has 7 exons. Gene Ontology annotation, cellular component: extracellular region. The record is from RefSeq and is a predicted model, not a curated record. Bases 90 to 1139 code for a protein of 349 amino acids. Gene Ontology annotation, biological process: Wnt signaling pathway; axon guidance. Lineage: Eukaryota; Metazoa; Chordata; Actinopteri; Cypriniformes; Danionidae.
UCACACACAUCUCUCUCUCCUCCACAACUCACACGCGCUCAUUGUGAACUGAGACCAGAAAUAACGGAACACACACACCGGAGAACAGAAUGGCAGUUUCCAGUUGGUAUUUUGGCUUAUUUCUCAUCUUUGAUUUGAUGACCAUGACACUGGGCACCAACACCCACUACAAUUCACCAAUGGAAGUCUUCAGCGACAACAUAAUUAUCCCGCCCAAGCCAGAGGCGUCCAUACAUCAUCAGACUCAUCAAAGGACAGACAGAGGACGCAAGGAGAGGAUGACAGGCGGUCAGCUCAGAGAAAGACCCCGCAUUGCCGUCUUCCACACCCAAAAUGAAGGGCCAGACCUGGAGGGGCUCAGUCCCGUUCGCUUAGAGAUGGAGCCGACAGAUAAACGUCGGGUAAUGACUCCUAGAAAGAAGACCUUCAUGGGCUCUGAUUCCCUAAUUCAAGAGAAAAUGAAUAUUUCUCCUGGUGCUGAGACUCCAGAGAAGGCGAUGAGGCGUCCCACUGUUCGAAAAGUGUUUGGAGGGCACGUCAUUAGGGCUCCUCUUGAGGAAGAGUCUUUGGCAUCAGGGAAGAAACGGAGGGUUUCUUUUGAUCAAAGGCUCAAUAAAGCCUCCUUUGGGAGUCCCACAGAGCCAGUGCUUCCUGCUGCCACUGUUGGCACCUUCAUAUUGCCCAUAACUGCAGCAGUCGAUGGGGAUCCAAACCCCUCAAGUGAACCGCAGGUCAGACGUUAUUUAGGUGGAGAUGUGGCGCCCACUUUCAACAUGGCCUUAUUUGACUGGACGGAUUAUGAAGAUAUGAGGCCUGUAGAUAAAAAGCAAUAUUCGAAAAAGCAAGGUUCUGAAAAACAGGCUACACAAAGCCCCAGCACUGGACUUGUGAGACUUGCAUCAGAAAACAAUGCCUGUAAACAUCAUCUGGAUUGUCUGCCAGGUUCUUGCUGCAAUCUCAGAAAGCAUGUGUGUGAGCUUCAUAACCGUGGCUUCAAUAACAAGUGCUAUGACAGCUGCAUGUGUGAGGAAGGGCUUCGGUGCUAUGCAAAAUCCCACAGACAUUACCGCAUCACCCGCAAAAAGGGACAGUGUGUUGAUCCUGAGGACUUAAACCAUGGCAUGUUUAUUAUUGUUUAAAUAAUAAGGGAUUGGUCAUUUUUCCUUACAAAUGCAUGCAAUUAUACACUGUCCUCCACUAAUAUUGGCAAGCUUGCUAAAUACAAGCGAAGAAAA